Messenger RNA from Owenia fusiformis, 757 nucleotides. NCBI's taxonomy places the organism in Eukaryota, Metazoa, Annelida, Polychaeta, Sabellida, Oweniidae. The record is from the annotation of a GenBank genome assembly.
UAAUUGGAACACUUCGGUAUUUUACAUACAAUAAUCGCAGAUAGAUUAAAAUGGCAGCUGCUCUGGUGAAUAUCACAAGAUUAAUUGUUUCUCUUGCGUUAUGUUUCGCACCGAUUAACGUUUCUGCUGCGUCUAUCCAGGAUUGCGGACAGUUCGAUUUCCGUUUUCCCAGAGAAGGACAUGCUGGUAAAUUAUACAGAGAAUUCUGCAGCAAUGUAUGUGGUCCGAAAAAUCCAAAUCAUGAGAAACUGUGUUGGAACGACAAAGAUGUACUAAAACAUUGUGAGGACUACGUGAACUGUAUAAACACUACACUCAUUCCACCAGUACCCGCAAUCGCAGAGAAAAACGACUUUCAAAGUUACGCGAUACCAGCUGUAAUUGGUGUUGCGAUUGCACUAGGCAUCGUUGGUGCUCUUCUAGUUGCGGGUUACAAAGUUGGGAUCCUGAAACAGCGAGGUAAAAGACGCCAGCGUGAGCAAUGCGCAAAUCACAAUCACCCAGAGGACAUUCCAUUUGUGGAGAACGAGUUGAAUGUAUAUGUGACAACCGUCCCUCAACAAGAGCGCAAUAAGGGUCCAAACAAUACGGAUAAGCUUUGUGUAAAUUUGAAGAGAGUAGAGACUUUAGUAUGAACGAACGGAGGAACAGGGCUCUUCCCGUCUCAUAAUUGAAGCGCAGUGAUUUCCUGACAUGACAACGAAGAAAUUCGGUCAGAAUCGUCCACUGAUCAUGACUGUUCAUAUGAUUCGACAUG